Molecule: messenger RNA, 697 nt
Organism: Abrus precatorius (Indian licorice)
Lineage: Eukaryota; Viridiplantae; Streptophyta; Magnoliopsida; Fabales; Fabaceae
Product: multifunctional methyltransferase subunit TRM112 homolog A-like
Exons: 2
Coding region: 100-468 (122 amino acids)
Biological process (GO): peptidyl-glutamine methylation; tRNA methylation; rRNA (guanine-N7)-methylation
Molecular function (GO): protein heterodimerization activity
Source: RefSeq, a predicted model, not a curated record
CCUCCUUACCUUGUCAAUACCCGUCUCUCCUUCUUCUUUCUCUCUCUCUCGGGGUCAAAGAUUAGGUGCUGCUCCUGAUACUGUGAAUUGUUGGGAAAAAUGAGGCUGCUAACACACAAUAUGCUGUCAUCAAACAUAAAGGGUGUGGUAAAUGGAUUCCCCCUGCGCAUUGAAGCUGAGAAAGUGGUGGAAAAGAAUGUAGAAAUGAAUGGUGAGUUUCUAAGAAAGAUGUUUGAGAAGAUUGAUUGGAAGGCUUUUGUGGAUGCAUCACGGACAAUGGGAUAUAGUGAGCUACCUGAGGAGGCUGAUUCUUCCAUGCUGGAUUCCGAUGAAUUUCUGAACAGGUUUCACCAUGCCCUUUUGGAACUCCACCUUGAAGAGGGUGCCCUUAUUUGCCCUGAGACUGGACGACGCUUUCCUGUUAACAAGGGCAUUCCAAAUAUGCUUCUUCAUGAGGAUGAGGUCUGAAUCUUGUUAUUAAUCAAUUAUCACCUUCACCUGUUUAGUGGCACUCCCCUGUUUGCUAUGUUCUUUGACAAUGUAGUUAAAGAUUCCAGUAAUGAAAAGAAUUCCAUGGCAAUUAUAGUUUUGAUAAUCAAGUUUUCCUUAUUUUGUUGCCUAAUGUUGUAUCCUCUUGGGUGGGUAUGUAGCUAUUUCCAACUGCAUGUUACAUAAACUGCAGCAAUAACAUCUAAGG